AUGGAGGAGAUUAAGGUGGAGAGCGAGUUAAAGCUCUGUGAGGCGAAGAUAGACAAUCUCGGUAUACAACUGGACAAGAUUCAGUCUCAUUCCUCUGAUAUACUUUUCUUCAGUCUUCAGUGGAGAGAUUUACAGGAAUAUCUGAAAACCGCCCAAGGGAAAGUAGAGAAGAGGUUCAGGGAACUAGCGUUGAAGGAGACGGAGUUGCAAGAUAAAAGCUUCGCACUUGAAGAAAGGGCUAAAGUGGUUGAAGCAGCCGAAGCCGAGAUGGCUGAUUUAGAGAUGAAAACUGGUGGGUUUCGCAUGGAAAUCGAAGAGAAAAGGAAAGAUCUAACAUUGGUUCAGGACAAUGUUAAGGAAUGUGAGAAGCUGCUUGAGACACGGACCUCGGAACUUGUUUCUAAAGAGAGAGAGCUGGUAGUACUGAGUCUGGACCUUGACUUGAGGGAAGAGAUGGUCAGAUCACUGAAUAACGACAUGAAGGAGACUUGCCAACAGAUGGAAUCAAAAGCUAAGGAGUUAGAGGGCAUUCAGAGGCUGAUUGAGGAACGGAAUGCACAUUUUGAAUCAAUCAACAACUUGAUUGAGGAACACAACGAAGAACUUGCUCUUAAAGAGAAGAGGCAGGAUGAGAUGAGGGAUGCUAUUCGCAAAUUAUCCUUUGAGAUUGACUCUGUAGAGAAGACAUUGGAAAGAGCUAAACUUUUUGUCGAGCAACUCUCUGAGAAACAACAUUCAAUGGAGGACAAACUGGAUUCGACAGAAAGAAGUCUAGAAAAAUGCAGUGCAAAGUAUGAUUCAAAGAAAAAGGAACUUCGCUCUGUGAAGAAUACAUAUAAAGUGUACGUACAAAACCUGGAUAUCAAAGAGAAUGAGUUAAAGUCUUUACAAGAUGAAUAUAAAAAGAUUCAAGACAGAUGGGAAGACUUCCAAUCUAAAGAGGAAAAGCAAGUCAGAUUAAAAGCAUCAUUGAUGGAACGUGAGCAAGGACUUGAAUUGAAAGAGAAGAAGCUUGCUGCUCUGGAGGAAAAGAUUGAGCUGAAAGAGAAGGAGCUUGAUUCUCGGGAGGAAAAGAUGGAUAAAAGAGAUCAGCUACUGAAAUCUUCAAAAAAGAAUUUGGAGGAAUGUGUUAAUGAUCAUGAGUUGGUACAAGAUGCUAAUGUAUCUGACGACCAAACUUUACAGUUAAUCUUACGUGGGCAUCUGAAGAAAUGUCCUCAGCUUCACCUUGAUAUCUCGCGUUCUCUGAAAGCAUCUUCUGACCCGGCAAAGCUUGUGUUAGAGACAAUUCAAGGGCUUUACUCCGCUCAUCAAGGGACAGCAGUAACAAAUCUUGAUCCAAAUAGUGUUAGAAGGAGUAGCAUCUACUUGCUCGAGUGCUUAAUGGAUAUGUCAGUAAAACCCAGGAAAGUACAAGGAGAAGCUAUCAAAUUUGCCACUGAAUGGAAGAACACAACUAUAGUUAAGGCAGAGAAUCCUGUGGAGGUGUUGGGUUUUCUGCACUUUCUUGCUGCAUUCAGUUUGGCAUACACUUUUGAUGCCGACAAAGUCCAGAACCUUUUUGAUGUUGUCUUUCUUCGCAAAUACGCUCCGAGCCUAUGCGAGGCUCUUGGAGUAUCAGCUCUAGCACCUGUCAACAACGUACUAUCGUUGGAAGAUAAGCCUGAACAGCAGCCCCCUGAAGUACCAAUCAGCAAUAGUAAUGAUUCUUGCUCCCGGGAUGUCCAAGAAAACAUAGCAUCAUCUCCAUUGGCUAAUGAAGAUGCUCUUAGGGACUUUGAGGGCUCAGCUUUCUUUUCACCGAAUGAAGUCUCUACUAAUCUUCCAAUGCUAAAAGAUCCAGGCAGGUUUGUUCUAACUUCUGUCGAGGAUGCACUCACGGGUGCUCAUCAGAGAGGGGAAUUGAGUUUAGCAGAUCCUAUACUUACUACUUUGGUUCCCCUAUUGGAGGAGCUGCCACGUGUUGUUAGCUCUCCCGAUCCUGAUUUACAGUCAGAUGCAACAAAAGUGGCACAUAGAUGGAGCAUUAUGAUGGGAACUAGCGCUCAAAAGUCACACCUCGAGGCUUGGGCUUUUCUGCAAUUCAUUGUGGCGUAUGGACUGGUGAAACGAACCAAUCAAGAUGAAACUUUGAAAUUUGCCUCGAAUGUUGCUCACUUCAAACAGGCUCCAAAACUCUUUCAGUCUCUUGGUCUCAGUUCUGCCAUCCCAAAUUUUGUUAAACUUCUCCUGAACAAUGCCCUAUAUUUUCCGGCAAUCCGGUUUAUUUUGUUCUUCAACCUGAAGAACAACUUUUCUCCACUGGUCUUCUUGAAGGAAGAGAUCAUCAAUCUUAGACGCUCUGCCAAGGAAAAGAGAAGCUUUGAAUCACAGGCUGAAGUCAGAGAUGCUGCUAAAUUGAGAGACAUAAUAGAACUCAUCGAAGACUUCAAGCUGGAAAUUGAUCUUCCUGUGGAUCUUAUCACCAAAUUCAUGGUUCCUCGGGAAAUUAAAAAUCAGAAACAAUCUGUUGUCUCAUCAUCUGUCCCACUUCAAUCACCGCAGAUACUUCCAAGUUUUCAUAUGCAGGAUUCACACACAGUCUUUCACAGCUCAUAUAAUGCCACUAAUUGCUCAAACCCGAGCCUUCCAACAAGCUUUGGUGCGGCACCAAAUCCACAGGUCCUAGACGUGGAAACAUAUCAAGCUGCUGGUUCAACUGCGUUGCAAGGUCAAUCUUCACACCUCGCUGGUUCUAAACGUCCAAGGGUGGAUCCUGUGGGUCCUAGACCGGCGAUUAGACCUUGCUUGUUUCCACAAUCAGGCAAUGGCAGAUUCUAGUGUUCUGUCUCAAGGGUCAAGCUAGCUUAGGUAAAGUAGU
Eutrema salsugineum is the source of this 2860-nucleotide messenger RNA. RefSeq names its product FRIGIDA-like protein 5. The record is from RefSeq and is a predicted model, not a curated record. NCBI's taxonomy places the organism in Eukaryota, Viridiplantae, Streptophyta, Magnoliopsida, Brassicales, Brassicaceae.